AUGUUAUUAAUCUUAAUCAAACUUUCAUAUCUAUUUAUUUUAUUUUAUUCUUCUAUCAAUGCCUUACCAGUUAUUAAUCGAGAAAAUAUUAUACACAAUAGUAUUGGAAAUUCGAAAAAAAAUUUAACAGUUCCACUAUUUAAUAAACAGGAAUUGGCAGCAGCAGCAGAACCUGUUCCUUUAAUGAUACCAAAGCUCAAAAUACCAAAACAUUUUAAUCUAAAAAAAAUUGCAAAAAAUCUAAAAGAUUUUGGUAUUCAUAGUUUAAAAGAAGAUCAACAUCUUGAAGGCUUACCAUUAGAUCGUCGUGGAAAAGUUAAUCCUGAAUUUCAUAAAGAAAUUUUUUUGGGUAAUCAUGAAGCAUUCGAAUCAGAGAUUGAUCAUGAUGAAGGAAGACGAGAUAAAAAAUUGGAAGAAAUAUUCAAUGAGGCAGAUCUAGAUCGUGAUGAACGUGUAACGAAAGAUGAACUGGUUAAUUAUCUAUUUAAAAAUGUUCAACUGCAUUUAAAAGAAGCAAAAAAUAGAAAUACACAAUUAUUUCUUUUGAUCGAUGCGAAUGAAGAUGGUAAAAUAACAUGGCAUGAAUAUGCUGCAUUGUAUAUUAGAUUUCAUCAUAUGAAUGUGUCCGACGUCAGAGAUUUGGAUGAAAUUGAUUUUGCUCAAGAUUCACACGAUAGUGCUUUACAACGUGAAUUACUUAAAAUUCGGUAUCGUUGGACAGAAGCUGAUACUGAUGGCGAUAAUGAAAUUAAUGUCGAUGAAUUUCUUACAUUUCGUCAUCCAGAAAUAGCUGGUCGUUCAUAUAAAAAUGUUGUUAACGAUAUUAUUCUACAAAUGGAUCGUGAUAAUGAUCAGAAAUUAAAUAUAACUGAAUUUGCAUUUUUACCUUCUUAUGGAUUAGAAGAUAAGGAUAAUAAAGAAUGGGAAGAAAUGGAUAAACGAUGGUUAGAAGAACAAAAACAAGAAUUCCGAGAAUUUGAUCAAAAUAAUGAUGGAAUUUUAACAAAAGAGGAAUUAUUACAUGCAUAUGAUCCAAUGAAUCGUAUACAUAUCGAUCGUCAAAUUAAAAAAUUAUUCUCAAAAGUUGAUGAUUCACCAGCAGAUGGUUCUUUAUCAUUAAAUGAAAUUCAAAAGCAUGCAGACAUUUUUACUGAUUUACGCAUUUUAGAUACUGAAAGAGUGUUACAUGAAGAAAUGUAA
Molecule: messenger RNA, 1200 nt
Organism: Adineta steineri
Lineage: Eukaryota; Metazoa; Rotifera; Eurotatoria; Adinetida; Adinetidae
Source: the annotation of a GenBank genome assembly